GGAUAAAGUACCUGGAAGGUACUGUUGAGCAAGUAAACCUCUUAUAUCGAGGUAAAGUCAGUGAGAUUGGACAGGCGAAGAACGGGUUUCAUGAAAAGAGUCAGGAGUUAUAGAAAGGCUUAAGGUUAAGCAAAGCUCUAAAGAAGAGCGUAUCCAGGACUACAAAGACCAACUUCUAGAAAUCACUCAGAAGUAUGAAAAAGAGGUGCAAAGGGCUGAAGAGCUCACAGUCGAUCUCGCAAGGAUUCUAAUAAUCUUUCUAGGAUAAAGUUAGAGAAGACCUCAAGUGGGCCAAAGAGGAAUACAUAGAGAUCAAAGAAAGAUAUGAGAAUGAAAGCAUAGCCAGGAAUUUGGUUGAAACAAACCUGAAAGAGAAGAAAGAGCUAGCUAAAGAACUCCAGGAAAAGGCUCAAACACUGGAGAAAAAUAUCUGGGAUGUUAAGAGAGACCUUUCGAUUAAAGAGUAUAAAGUUUCAGAACUUGAGCAAAAUUUAAAUUAUCAAAAAUCAAAAUUCUCAACUCUUCAUAAUCAACUCGACAAAUCAAGAAGUAGCCUUAUUACCGAAAAGGAAAAGAUUUUCCAAGUUUACGACCAAGAAAAAUCAGACAAAAACUCAUGGAUGGAGAAGUUCAAACUCGAGCAACAAAAGAACUCAGAAUACUCCACCCAACUCCUUAAACUAAAAUCUAAAAUUCGUGACAAAGCGUUCCAGCUAGAUGACGCACAGAUCAAGUCCACUAAAUUACAAGAGCUAUUAGACUCGAGACAAGCCAGAAUAGACCAGGUGCUGAAGGAGAAACAAGAGGUUGUUAAUAAGGCUGUGAUCCUGAAGAGGGAGGUUAAGGGGUUAGAGCAGAAGUAUAAGAGGGUAGUGAAGGAAGCAGAGGAAGAUAAGGAGGAUCAUAUGGUGAAGUUUGAGAAUUUGAAAAAGAAGAGUGAGCUGGUGGAGAAAAGGUUUGCAAUGCAGCAUGAAGAUACGCGUUCAAGACUUCAUCAGUAUUUUUCUGAAAUAUCAUCUCUCAACUCCAAAAUCACCACUCUCACCACCCUGACCAACAUGCAACAAGAAGACAUCCUCUCCCACUCCCUCAUAAUCACCUCCAAAAACACUCAAAUCUCACUCAAAAACGCUGAAAUCACCUCCAAAGACCUCGAACUAGCCACCUCCCAUUCAGAAACCAAAAGUACCACCUACCUCACCCUCUAGAGUACAAGAACGAAUUCGAACGGACCCAGCUCCUCUACAACAACCUAGUCCGGAUCAACAAAAUGAGCAAGAAGUCCAGCCUGCUUGAAGCCCCCAAGAACGCUAAGGCUCAAAUCUCCAAGCUCAAAAGGAUCCUUGACUCUAAAGUCAAGGAGAUUCAGAAGAUGAAGGGGGUAAUACAGAGGUUUAGGAAGGAAAAUAAGGAGAAGGACAGCACAAGCUCAGUGGGACAGAAGAAGAGAAGGUCAUUGAAUAAAGCGCAUACUAUUGUGGAGAGUAGUUUUAGUCCGAAAGGGAAGAGAAUUGGGAGGAGUUUGGAGAAGAAGGAUUUGAAAGGACCCAGUGAGAAGUCGUUAAUAGCCUUAAGUUCUCCGGAAUUUGUGAGACAAUUGUCUAUUGGUAAAAAUCAAGGUGAUAAGUCGUUGAUGAUGGAUAAGUCUGCUUCUAUCACGAUAGCAAAUGAUAAGAGAGAAGGUGAAUCUCAGUCUAGUAAAUAAAGAAAGUGUAUCAGAUACUAAAAAUAAUGAAGAUGAUAUCUCUAUUACUUCAAAACUAAUAAAUCUUGAAAGAAUCGAAAGUUCAAGGUAUCAGCAAUCAGAUUUUUCAUCAAGAGUCGCAAGCGUUUCAAAAUUUAAAACUCCAACAAUAAAGAAAAAUAACAUAGGAAUUCAGACAGAAACCCUUAAAAAUCUCAACCCCAACCCCAACUCAAGCCCUAAAUCUCCAAAAUCCGUCAAAACACCUCCAAAAUCUCCCAAAAAACCUCAAUCCCAACCCUCUUCAAAACCCAACUCCGACACCUCUCCUCGCCCUCAACCACUCAAACCCCCUCUGCAGCCACCAAAACUCCUCUAAACCCAGUUCCAAGCUCCUCAACCUCCCACCUCUUCCAUUCCUUCUCUAAGCCGCCUGCCGAAGAAGCCCCAGGCUGUGCUUCAAUCCAACCGCCUGAAGCACAGCCAGUGCUAAAGCCCAGAGGAGUUGACGCAACAAUACAAACAAUUCAAAUAAGAACUUGAAAUAAGUCAAUGAUGGUUAAUUUAACUGAGGCAAGCACACAGCCUGUUAUAGAUUUGAAGAGUGGAAGAAAUGAAGUUGGAAGAAAGAAAACUUCUUUGUUUAAAAAAUUCAGUGUACCAUUAAAAGGGGAUUUUUCAAAUCCUACAGUGUCAAUUAAAGAUCUUGCAAAUUCUCCAAAGGAGGAUUUGGAAAAUAAGGAGAGAACAAACUUUCCUCUUCUGAGUUCAAUGAUUAAAGCCAGGAAUGAGGGAAAUCUUUUUGAAAGAAUUAGAGAUGAGCAAAUCAGGAAAUCAAUGGGAGAUGUUGAUGGGAUCGAAUCGACUAAUUUUAACCAAUUCCAUGAGAGAAAUAUCGAAGAGUUAACAAAUCCAAGAUACAGCAAUCCCAAAGCCUUCAAGGGGACUAGUAGUGUCUAUCGAGAUCGAUAUGAAGACAAAAAUCAAGGAUAUAGCUUAAAAAACAGCUUAAAUAACUCUAGGAAGAUCACUAUUGACGAUACGGAGGGUAUAAGUAGCGUUAAAAGAAAAGUUGGUGAAAAAAUAAGAGGAUCAGUAUUGAUAAAACCUUCACAAGCAAGAAAAAGAAGUGUCCAGGAAACUUAUUCCAGAACUUCUAAGAACAAAGUAAUAAACGAAUCAGCGAAGGAAAGUAAUCAAGAUCUCUCAAGUUUCUUUACUCCGAGAUACAACCACAAAAUGCCUAAUACUGGAAGAGUUCCUUAUAAAUUGAACAAGAAACAUGAAUGGAAUGAAGAAAAUCUGCUAAAUAAAUACGAUGCUGUUCGCUUGAGUUCGAAUGAUCUAAAGCGGGAUGAACUUAUGAUUGACUCCAAGAUUCUGGCUCAGAAGCAAUUAUCUAACUUUAACCUAUCAACCAUAGUUCCAUUCCACAAGACAACAUUAUCGAGUUCUAGUAGGAACUCACAGGAGUCCCGGCUGCAGUCUAAUGUGCAGCCUAGUAUCACUCAGGCUAAGUUUACGUUAAAGAAGAAUGUUGAUCCUGUCUUUCAGAAGAUCAAGAAUAAGCCAAGUCUGAAUACAGCUAAGCUCCCAUCAGGAUUUGGGACCAAGAAAAAGAAUGGGUCUAAGAGAGACAAGAUGAAGUCGAUGAUAAGAGCUGCAUGUUCAAGGUUUACAUAAUUUCAGUAAAUUUUAAUUA
Molecule: messenger RNA, 3386 nt
Organism: Moneuplotes crassus
Lineage: Eukaryota; Ciliophora; Spirotrichea; Euplotida; Euplotidae
Source: the annotation of a GenBank genome assembly